This is a messenger RNA of Rangifer tarandus platyrhynchus (Svalbard reindeer), 1503 nucleotides long. Lineage: Eukaryota; Metazoa; Chordata; Mammalia; Artiodactyla; Cervidae. The record is from the annotation of a GenBank genome assembly.
AUGAACCGCAGCCGCCAGGUGACGUGCGUGGCCUGGGUCCGCUGCGGCGUGGCCAAAGAGACGCCAGACAAGGUAGAACUUAGUAAAGAAGAAGUGAAACGUCUCAUUACUGAAGCAAAGGAAAAAUUACAAGAAGAAGGUGGCAGUGAUGAAGAAGAAACGGGCGAUCCUUCGGAGGAUGGCAUGCAGAGUGCCCGUACCCAGGCCCGACCACGGGGGCCCCUGGAGGAUGGCGACCCAGAAGAUGACAGGACGCUGCAUGAUGACGAGCUGGCCGAGUACGACUUAGAUAAAUAUGAUGAGGAAGGCGACCCAGAUGCUGAAACUCUUGGUGAAUCUCUCUUGGGUCUUACAGUCUAUGGGAGUAAUGAUCAAGAUCCUUAUGUCACUCUGAAAGAUACGGAGCAAUAUGAACGUGAAGAUUUCUUGAUUAAGCCCAGUGACAAUCUCAUAGUUUGUGGCAGAGCUGAACAGGACCAGUGCAAUUUAGAGGUGCAUGUUUAUAAUCAAGAAGAAGAUUCUUUUUAUGUCCACCAUGAUAUCCUGUUGUCUGCAUACCCUUUGAGUGUGGAAUGGCUAAAUUUUGAUCCUAGCCCAGAUGACUCAACUGGAAAUUACAUUGCUGUGGGAAACAUGACCCCUGUUAUUGAAGUGUGGGACCUGGAUAUAGUGGACUCUCUAGAGCCAGUCUUCACACUUGGAAGUAAGCUGUCGAAAAAGAAGAAAAAGAAAGGAAAGAAGAAUUCCUCAGCAGAUGGGCAUACAGAUGCUGUCCUUGACCUUUCUUGGAAUAAGCUGGUCAGAAAUGUGCUGGCCAGUGCAUCAGCUGAUAACACUGUUAUUCUGUGGGAUAUGUCCUUGGGGAAGCCAGCAGCUAGCCUUGCCGUACACACAGACAAGGUCCAGACUCUGCAGUUUCAUCCAUUUGAAGCACAGACUCUGAUUUCUGGAUCAUAUGAUAAGUCCGUGGCUCUGUAUGACUGCCGGAGUCCGGAGGAGAGCCACCGGAUGUGGCGCUUCAGUGGGCAGAUUGAGAGAGUGACUUGGAACCACUUUUCACCGUGUCAUUUUUUGGCCAGUACAGAUGAUGGCUUUGUAUAUAAUUUGGAUGCACGUUCAGAUAAGCCAAUUUUUACACUUAACGCACACAAUGAUGAAAUUUCUGGUCUUGAUCUAAGCAGUCAAAUCAAGGGCUGUCUUGUGACUGCAUCAGCAGACAAGUACGUGAAGAUCUGGGACAUAUUAGGAGACAGGCCAAGUCUGGUUCACUCUCGCGAUAUGAAAAUGGGAGUUCUCUUCUGUUCUUCCUGUUGCCCUGAUUUGCCAUUUAUUUAUGCUUUUGGAGGUCAGAAGGAAGGGCUUCGGGUCUGGGAUAUAAGCACAGUCUCUUCAGUAAAUGAAGCAUUUGGAAGACGAGAGAGGCUUGUUCUCGGCAAUGCAAGAACUUCGUCUAUUAGCGGCCCCUUUGGGAACAGGAGCUCAGAAACACCAAUGGAGUCUUAA